AUGCGCCUUAAGAAAGCAGCAAGAAUUAUAUUAGUUGGGGCUCCGGGAGUAGGAAAGGGCACGCAGGCAGAACGACUUCUACAACGAUUCCCGCAACUUUCUGCCAUUAGUUCCGGGGAUUUAUUGAGAGAUAAUGUCAAAAAUCGGACUCCGUUAGGAAUCAAGGCGGAAAGUACUAUACAGUCUGGCUCUCUUGUUCCUGAUGCCAUGAUACUUCGACUUAUCCUUCACGAAUUGAAAACUCGUGGUUGGUUAUUUCCCUCGUCGGCGCCAUCUAUGACGCUAGCAUCUAGCGCAAUGUCUGCUACCUCCUCACAUUUCGAUACAGAUUCAUAUGUCGAGCAACCAUCACUGGCGGAAGCCUCUUCACCACCUCAAACAUCAAACGACCCCUCAGCUUCUUUUAUACUUGAUGGCUUUCCUCGCACGGCCGAGCAAGCCUAUCAACUCGAUUCACUCAUUCCAAUAAACCUCGUCGUCUCUCUCAAAACUCCGGCGUCUGUCAUACUGGAGCGCAUCGCGGGCAGAUGGGUUCACGCACCAUCUGGUCGAGUUUAUAAUACUACAUUUCAUGCGCCUAAGGUCGCUGGGCUUGACGAUAUCACUGGAGAAAAACUCACAAAGCGACCAGAUGACUGCGAAGAAACUUGGAAGACCCGACUCAAGAAAUUUGAGGAGACAAGUGAACCUUUACUUGAACACUACGCACGCAAAAAUGUAUUGUGGGAAGUUGAAGGAAAUAGCAGCGAUGAGAUUAGUCCUAAAUUAUACCAAGAGUUUGAGAGACGGUUUGCAGAUAUAUAA
Molecule: messenger RNA, 804 nt
Organism: Botrytis sinoallii
Lineage: Eukaryota; Fungi; Ascomycota; Leotiomycetes; Helotiales; Sclerotiniaceae
Exons: 2
Coding region: 1-804 (267 amino acids)
Biological process (GO): nucleobase-containing compound metabolic process
Cellular component (GO): cytoplasm; mitochondrion
Molecular function (GO): ATP binding; AMP kinase activity
Source: RefSeq, a predicted model, not a curated record